Molecule: messenger RNA, 1305 nt
Organism: Eruca vesicaria subsp. sativa (arugula)
Lineage: Eukaryota; Viridiplantae; Streptophyta; Magnoliopsida; Brassicales; Brassicaceae
Source: the annotation of a GenBank genome assembly
GUCGUUGACUUUUAGUUCCUACUUCACUGUCUGAAGCCGCAAAGUGUCUCUCCAUCUCCGAUCAUCUCUCCCGCAUCUGCAAUGCCGACGGGUCCCUCGAGCAAUUCGCCUCGGAACAGUCUUCUUCAGCAUUCAGUUAUGGUCAUCCUCGUCGGAUUAACCGCGGCGUUGACUUAUCGGACGAUGUUAAAACCUCCUUCACCGAAACUAUGCGGCUCGCCCCGAGGUCCACCGAUCACAGCUCCGCGGAUAAAGCUCCGAGACGGGAGGUACUUAGCUUACAAAGAGCAUGGAGUUCCAAGAGAUGAAGCUCGCCGCAAAGUCAUCUUUAUUCAUGGAUCCGAUUGUUGUCGUCACGACGCCGUUUACGCCACUCGUCUCUCUCCGGGUUUAAUUGAGGAGCUUGGCAUGUAUUUGGUUUCGUUUGACCGACCCGGUUACGGAGAGAGCGACCCGGAUCCGAACCGUACCCCAAAGAGCUUGGCUUUAGACGUUGAGGAGCUUGCUGACCAGUUGAAUCUUGGAGCCAAGUUCUACGUGAUAGGCUACUCAAUGGGAGGACAAGCAACAUGGGGAUGUCUCAAAUACAUCCCUCACCGGUUAGCCGGAGCAACGCUCGUUACUCCAGUGGUUAACUACUGGUGGAAGAACUUACCUUCGAAUGUUUCCACUCAAGGCUACAGCUUGCAACCAAAGAGAGACCAAUGGGCGGUUCGUGUUGCUCACUAUGCUCCUUGGCUUAUCCACUGGUGGAACACGCAGAAGUUGUUCCCUGGUUCGAGUGUUGCGAACCGAGAUGGUGCUAGCUUCUCACAGCCGGAUAAAGAUAUCGUUUCGAAGCUUGGUUCUUCGAGGAAACCGCAUUUGGCUGAAGUGAGGGCACAAGGGUUGCAUGAGACUAUUAACCGUGAUAUGAUUGUUGGGUUUGGGAGUUGGGAGUUUGAUCCUAUCGAACUUGAUGACCCGUUUUUGAACGAUCCUCAUGGCUCUGUUCAUUUGUGGCAAGGGGAUGAUGACAUGUUAGUGCCUGUGAUGCCGCAACGUUAUAUUGCUGAGAGGCUUCCUUGGAUUCACUAUCAUGAGGUUCCGGGGAGUGGCCAUUUCUUUCAUUACAAUGAAGGUGUGGUUGAUAACAUUGUAAAGACGCUCUUUAAAACAGGAGCUGAGAGUGAAUGAAAUAUCCAGUUGUCUGAAAAUGAAUGUUUGUAGUUUGGUGUAUUUCUGGGACAGCAUAAUAAAAGUUGAUUGUUUAUAGUUCUACACUUUUCUGUUACUUCCCAAAAAUAUAAAGUUUUUGGAGCAUCG